Messenger RNA from Homarus americanus (American lobster), 1595 nucleotides. RefSeq lists its product as uncharacterized. The transcript is spliced from 5 exons. The record is from RefSeq and is a predicted model, not a curated record. Bases 249 to 1595 code for a protein of 448 amino acids. Lineage: Eukaryota; Metazoa; Arthropoda; Malacostraca; Decapoda; Nephropidae.
CUGUGCCACACACACGCACAGUUCUCUGUAAAGUACGUCAGCAUGUGCAUACCAUCCAGUCAUUCGUGAAGAAUAACACACUACUAUUUUAGCUACCAGAAAUUUCAAUUACCAGUACUUUGCCAGAGGCUUUUUCUGUGAAAAUGAAGAUAUACGUUCUAGUGAAGGGUGGAAAUUAGGAGUACUGCUGAAGUUGUUAACGAGUGAGGGCACAUUAAAAUACUACGGUGGUACUGUGUCAGAAUAUAAUGAAUGGAACUACUGGUCCCUCACUGGUGCAUCACGGCCUCUCCCGCCCGAAGCCCAAGAGGAACCACAAGCCAUCCCCCCGACCAAAGGUAACCGAGAACGUCGUAAGGGACAGCAGCUUGGAUAACUUCUUCCCCAGCGUUUCUCAACGACGACCUGGUGAUGUUUGCAGCUCCACCGGGUCUCACUCCAGCAGAUCUGCGAGCACCGUAGCCACCCCUCAGUCCUGUAUCGACGCAGGUUGUAGAGAUCCUUCACCUCCACUGCCACUGGUGGGGGAGGAAUACAGUACCGAAAGGCUGGCGGCGGCCGUCGAAGGGGAUUCUCUGAGUAAACGCAACAAUGGAGGUGAAAACAGAAUCGCCGAGAAGUCAAGACAUUUGAGAGAUAACAAAGGAAAACGAGAAGGAGGAGGAGAGUGUGAAGAUAAUGGGAAAUUUAAAACGAAAACUGGAAGAGAAGGAAACAGAAGCAUAGCCGGAAGGAACGUUGGUUAUCUUCAACAUGAACAGGUUAUCACUACCAAGGGGAGGAGUGUUAUCAGUCUUGUGAGGAGUUUGGAAUUACGCCUCAACAUUCACUCACCCUGUAGCCACCCCAUCAAAGAUGUUGUCGAUGAACAGGGCGGUGAAGGGGGUGGCUCUAGUAACCAUGAUAAUGGAUCCUCAUCUGCUGACGAAGACUUCACCCCCAGUAGUAAUUUGCUCUCUAAGGAUGACUCUAAUUUCGACGAAUUUCUAGCUGACGAUGCUGUAAUUACUCCUGGCAACCACUCAACAUUUAGAAAACGUCUGGAUGAGGAAUUGGCCCAAAGAAUCCGACUGCAUGAUGAAACAUUGGCACUUAGGAGACCAGCGGCUGAAGAAGUGAACCUUAGGAGACCAGUGGAUGAAGAAGUGACACUUAGGAGACCAGUGGAUGAAGAAGUGACACUUAGGAGACCAGCGGCUGAAGAAGUGAACCUUAGGAGACCAGUGGCUGAAGAAGUGACACUUAGGAGACCAAUGGAUGAAGAAGUGACACUUAGGAAACCAGCAGAUGAAGAAGUGACACUUAGGAGACCAGUGGCUGAAGAAGUGACACUUAGGAAACCAGCAGAUGAAGAAGUGACACUUAGGAGACCAGUGGCUGAAGAAGUGACACUUAGGAGGCCAAUGGCUGAAGAAGUGAACCUUAGGAGACCAGUGGAUGAAGAAGUGACACUUAGGAGACCAGUGGAUGAAGAAGUGACACUUAGGAGACCAGCGGCUGAAGAAGUGAACCUUAGGAGACCAGUGGAUGAAGAAGUGACACUUAGGAGACCAGUGGAUGAAGAAGUGACACUGAGGCGGCUGAAGAAACCUUAG